This is a messenger RNA of Hyposmocoma kahamanoa, 2246 nucleotides long. It is a transcript of the gene BGRP3, whose product is annotated as beta-1,3-glucan-binding protein-like. Gene Ontology annotation, molecular function: hydrolase activity, hydrolyzing O-glycosyl compounds; carbohydrate binding. The record is from RefSeq and is a predicted model, not a curated record. Lineage: Eukaryota; Metazoa; Arthropoda; Insecta; Lepidoptera; Cosmopterigidae. Gene Ontology annotation, biological process: carbohydrate metabolic process. Bases 28 to 1482 code for a protein of 484 amino acids. The transcript has 8 exons.
CGGCGACCGCGGAGUAGUACAAACGUCAUGGCGGUCAUUAAAAUCCAUUUAUUAGCACUAGCAGUGUUUUGCUCGGUGCAAUCAAGAGCAGCGUCGUACGAAGUUCCGCCUGCGAAAUUGGAAGCCAUAUACCCUAAAGGACUACGAGUAUCUGUUCCAGAUGAUGGCUUCUCCCUCUUCGCCUUCCACGGUAAUCUUAACGUGGAAAUGGAUGGCCUGGAAGCAGGACAGUGGGCAAGAGACAUCACUAAAGUGAAAGAUGGAAGGUGGACCUUCAGAGACCGCAACGUUGAACUGAAAAUCGGGGACAAGAUUUACUUCUGGACUUAUGUCAUCAAGAAUGGCUUGGGGUACCGGCAGGAUGAUGGGGUAUGGGAGGUUACUGGAUACGUUGACGAAGAGGGUAAACCAGUAAAUCCUGCCACACCACAACCACCAGCCAUGCCGAAACCCGUCGUAGACGCUCCCGUUAUCCCCAAACCAAUCUCUCCUAGUUGCACGGUCUCACAGACAGUGGUUGCAGGACUGAACGCUGUGUGCAAAAACAGUUUGCUGUUUAGUGAGGAGUUCAACAAGGACAGUGUUGACAGCUUGGUAAAUUGGCAAGCUGAGCAUAAAUUUUUGGAUGAACCGGAUUACCCUUUCAACCUGUACAUGUCGGAUGGCACAAUGAGUAUAAAAGAUGGUAACCUGGUCAUAGCACCAGUUCUGACUGAAGACAAGUAUAAUGAUAGAAUUAUCUAUGACAAACUGGACUUAAGCAAUAAGUGCACAAGUACAUCGGUCUUAGAUUGUAGACGAGAGGCAUCAGGAGCUCAGAUCCUGCCACCCGUAAUCACCGGGAAGAUUACCACGAAAAACAAGUUCGCUUUCAAGUUCGGCAGGAUUGAAGUCAGAGCCAAGAUGCCUAAUGGCAAUUGGUUGAUACCAGAAAUCAAUCUUGAACCGCUAGAAAACUUCUACGGCCCUCACCGCUACGAGUCAGGACUGAUGAGAGUUGCCUUCGUCAAAGGGAAUCCGACGUUUGCCAAGAAGCUCAUGGGAGGACCAGUCCUUGGCGAUACAGAGCCCUUCAGGUCAUAUCUCCUGAAAGAGAAGAUCGGCAUCGAGAAUUGGAACAAGGACUUCCAUAAUUACACUUUAAUUUGGAGACCAGAUGGUCUAACCUUGUUUGUGGAUGGCGAGCAAUACGGGACUGUAGACCCCGGUGAAGGUUUUUACAACGCAGCGCGUCAGAACGCGGUGCCCCAUGCCUCGCAGUGGCUUAAAGGAAGCCUCAUGGCACCCUUAGACCGGACUUUCUAUCUAGCUCUUGGACUUCGCGUGGGCGGUAUAAACGACUUCGCUGACGCACCAGACAAGCCAUGGACGAACCGCGGCCGCAAGGCUCUUGUCAGCUUCUAUGAGGGGAAGAGCGGGUGGGAACCCACCUGGUACGACGCUAAUCUCAAAGUAGACUAUAUAAGGGUUCAUUCUUUGUAAAUUAAGAACACCUAUAGAUCGAUCUGGAAUAUAUACAUACCUUUAAGCAACGAUCAUUAUGCAAAAGAACUUGUGGUCGUUUAAAUUCGUGAACCUCGCGAACUGUUGAUUAGGCAUAAUAAACUGAAUACUAAACGUAAUGUGUGACAAUCUUUGAUUACACUUUUAUGACUAAAAGAAGGUAUAAAUUAUAUUUUGAGCUUUUCGUUCAAAAACGGAGUUACGAGGUUUUCAAAUUUAGCCGACGAAAUAAUAAUGUUUUAAUAUUUAUAUUCUAAAGGUAAAGGAAAAACAGCAUUAUUGGUACUUUUUAUUACCAGCUAAUUAAGAGCUUAAAUGUAAAAAAAUACGACACAGGCUGUCAGAGUCAGCACUUCUCCGAAAUACCUGCUGGUAAACAAAGUCACCAACGAGAAAAGUCCAAAGGUCAUGAUUGCGCAAUUGUUACAAAUGUAUACAAGUCUUUUUAAUGGUACUAAGGAAGAACGAAUCGUGGACCUGGUAGUAAGCAACAAGUCCCAUGUGCUUGUCAUUGUCACCAGCACCAUUACCCAAGUCAUCUGACUUUGUUAUAACUAUAUUUUAUCACGUAUAUUUGUUUUUUCAAACAAACCAAGCAACGUUUUGAUCUACGCAAUUUAGAGCCGAAACAAUACUUUCGUUUCCUAAAACCUGAAAACUCGAUCUAAGUUAAUAUUAAUGUUCGAUUCAGAUGUCAAAGCUACCUAUUUACCUUGUGAAAUUAAUCUAAUACAAUGUGACUG